Molecule: messenger RNA, 2666 nt
Organism: Colossoma macropomum (tambaqui)
Lineage: Eukaryota; Metazoa; Chordata; Actinopteri; Characiformes; Serrasalmidae
Gene: cyb5a
Product: cytochrome b5
Exons: 5
Coding region: 123-536 (137 amino acids)
Cellular component (GO): membrane; intracellular membrane-bounded organelle
Molecular function (GO): heme binding
Source: RefSeq, a predicted model, not a curated record
UUGUAACUGGACGCUGGAGGAGUUGUCGAGUUGUGUAGCUACGAUUGCUGAACUUUUCGAUGUCCUGCUAGGUCGGCCGUGCAGCCCAAAUCCACAGCGACACCCGAACCAGAGGGAAAACAAUGGCGGAAAAGGGAUCAGACGAGAAGACUGUGACAUAUUACCGCUUGUCCGAAGUAGAGGAGCACAACUCCUUCAAAAGUACAUGGAUCAUCAUCAACCAUAAAGUGUACGAUGUCACCAAGUUCCUAGAGGAGCACCCAGGUGGAGAGGAAGUGCUGCGGGAGCAGGCAGGAGGAGACGCCACAGAGAGCUUUGAGGAUGUGGGACACUCAACAGAUGCGAGAGAGAUGGCCAGCACCUUGCUUAUAGGAGAGCUGCAUCCAGAUGACAGACAUAAGAUUGCCAAACCACCGGACUCACUUGUAACAACAGUUCAUGAAACCACAAGCUGGUGGUCCAACUGGUUGAUACCUGCCCUCGCUGCAGCCAUCGUCACGUUGAUGUACCGUAUAUAUACAGCAGAGGAGGCAUGACGGACCCUCAGGCUCUUCUUCAGUGGACUGUUGGCAUUCUCUCCCACUGGUUUAUCCCCUUUACCCAGUAUCUAUGCUGAACUACGGCAACAGUAACACAUUUCAGCGUUUAUGAUUCUCUCCAGUCACAGUUAAUGACUAAUGAAGGCUCUUUUUUGUAAGUGUCACACUGUGUAUGUCUCUCAUUUAUCCCACAGAAUUUGAAUAUUGACAUUAAGAGAAAAUCACAGAUUUAUUCACCUGUGACCUGUUUUUUUAGAUCUACUAUAGAUUUUAUAAAUGUGUAAAACUGAUAUCUAGCUUUAAUGUCUGAUUUGUUAUUGUAUAAAAGUAAUUAUGUAAUGGUAAUUGCAGUCUUUGGAAUAAUGAUAUGCAGCAGGGCUGGGAGGGGCUUACAGUUAAGUUUGGUAGUUCAUGUUCAAUAUCAUCAAAUUUAGAAGCUUUAGAAGAGACAGAAUCAUGCAAAUUAAUUUAGAAGAACAUUAGCGAAGAAUCUUAUAGACAGCCCAAGUCCUGAUUUUGGACCUCACGUGGUCAUUCAUAAAACACAAACCACAUACAGCUGCAGCGUUAGCACUUUAAAGGGGAAUUCCAUUGAUUUAGAUUAAGAAACGUACCGAGUCAGUUUCAUUUAUUGCAAGAAAUGGUUACAAAUACAUUGCCUGAUGGCUGAAACAUUGUUUUACAAUGGUUUGAGAUUAGCUUUUGGCUUAAAAGAUUCAACAUUCAUAAAACCCUUUAUUUAUAUAUAUAUAUAUAUAUAUAUAUAUAUCCAUGUUCGCUGGUCAGUUUGGAUAGAAACUAUAUUUGCAGAUAUUGUGACCUCUGGUUCCUGUCACCACCACUAUAAUGAAAACAGAGUAAGUAAGUUUCUCCACAAUGCACUAUUUUACAGCAAACUACUUUAAGUGACUUUGUUUACCUCUCAAUGACUGAAUUAUAUAGAAAUUUUGAAAAAUCUGUGGAGUUCCUCUUUAAAGGAAAAGUUUUUGCUUUACAAGAAAAUCAGUUUGAUAGAGCCUAGGACUGCACUAUAUAACGUUUGUUAAUUGUUUGUUUGCUCUUACAAUAUUGCGGCAUUGCGGAAUGUUACGGUAUGCAAAAUGAACCUGUGCUUCCUGUGUGCUGUGAGCAUCUUGACCGAUCACAGGUCUAGAUGAGUGUUUCCAUGGAUGUUUUGAUGAACCAAGGUAUUCACACAGUCCAACAAGUCAGUUAUUUUUUUUAAUCAAAACAAUGAUCUUUAACUAUGUCACAUUGUUUGAUUUGACCAAUGUAUUUUAAUUAUAUUGCAAGGCAUAUUAUAAUGCAAUCUCAGUUCUAGUGUCUUGUCCAUAUCGUGCAGCCCUAAUCAAAAUCACUACUAUAUUAAUAUUACAUAAUAUUACAUCAGAAUUAUGCAGAAUUUCUCAUUGGUUCACGAUACCAAUCCCAUUGAUCAUGCUGUAGUCUUGUUCUGUUGUACCAACUGACAGUGCUAUUAUACAAUUAUAGAAUGUGUACUGAGUUUUGAGGAGCUGCUGGAUGUCUCUGUUUGUCGUGGCAUCGUAACAUUUAUGUGUGAUAUACAGUGGUUUCCAAUUCCAGUUCAAGGGCCCCCAUACACUGCACGUUUGCUCACUGUGUUGAAUCACAGAGAGAGAAAACGCAGUGCUUCAGGUGUUCAGGAGAAGCCCUACUGUAUCCCUAUAUAUGGUGCUGAGACAUUCCAUUUUAUACCACUGAAUGAAGUAGUGUAAUUGGCUUUUGCCCACUCAAAUGUGCCAGCAAGAGACAAACACAAGUACAGAUGCAAAUGCAUGUUAUAGGCAAGAUGAUCCAUGAAAAAGUCGUAUAAUCCAUGCUUAAAUGCACUCGUUGUGAUAUUGAAGCUCCAGUAAAGAACAGUAUUGUGGCCUUUUCAUGAUCUAACGGUCAACAUGUAUAUUAUACAGUUUCAUUGGCUACAGUGUGGAGCAAUGUUUGAAUGCCUUUCUUGUUGCAGGAGCCCACUAGAAGCUGGUAGUCAAACUGAUUUCAGACUGUGGCCUUAAUCACUGAGUUGUUUGACCAUGAGUCGUGUCCAGUUUUUUAUUUUUUCCAGUGCACAGCUCUGUUUAAUUACGUUAAAAAUAAACUGAUUAUGUACAA